This is a messenger RNA of Oryzias latipes (Japanese medaka), 4853 nucleotides long. RefSeq names its product APC membrane recruitment protein 2 (gene amer2). The record is from RefSeq and is a predicted model, not a curated record. Gene Ontology annotation, cellular component: plasma membrane. Gene Ontology annotation, biological process: regulation of canonical Wnt signaling pathway. Gene Ontology annotation, molecular function: beta-catenin binding; phosphatidylinositol-4,5-bisphosphate binding. Lineage: Eukaryota; Metazoa; Chordata; Actinopteri; Beloniformes; Adrianichthyidae.
CAGCAGGCUGGCGUUCAAGCAAGUCAGAGGGGGAGAAAAGGAGCGCCAGACAGCAGGGUGGAGGGAGACGGAGAGAAAGAGGCUGAGUGAAUGUAUACGCAAAGAGGAAGAGGAUAGAAAGGCACAGAAAACAGCGUUGUGGAAGUGACAGUGAGCUGGAAAAUGGAAGUGCAGACGGAGUGUGUAGAGCCUCCUGCGGUUCCUCAGUGUGACCCCCAGCCAACAGGGAAGAUCAACAAAGCUGCCUUCAAACUCUUUGGAAAACGCAGCACUGGCUCUGGAAUGGCCAGCUUCUUCUCUUUCAGGAAUAAAGGAGCUACCAGCAGCGUAAACAACGGGAAUUCUGAAAAUGGGAAUUCUUUAAGCUUGGCAGCAUCAGCGGAGCUUGUGAGGAGCAAAACACAUGAUGGACUAACAGGUUCGAACAACGACACAGAUGGACAGAAAGGGGACGCGCUUGCUGCUCUGGAGGCAGGGCCAGUGAGGUCUCUCAGCAAAUCGUUAAGUUUUUUUUCUUUUCUUCGACGUGGUAGUUUUCGGUCAGGUGAAAAUGGAGGGGUGGGGAUUGUGAGAAGGGGGAGGGGUCUGAAGGGCUUUUUUAGCAGUAUGCGAUGGAGACGUAAAGAAAAAACUAGUGAAGGAGAAACAGAGGACGUGGACAGUAAGAAUGAAAAAGUUGGGGGUAUUGCUGAAUCGGAAAAGGUCAAGAGUAUUACUCUCACCCUUGAGCCUCCUCCGCAUCCCCACCAAAAUGACUGUGAAGAUGCAGAGGAAAAACCCAACCUCCAAGCAGCAGACACACCCACCACUAGUGUUGUGACACCCUUGCACUGUGAAGCCAUGCCAGGACCAUCUGGUGCGCCAGACUCCCCUUUUACUUACACACCCACAGAUUCACCACUGCGGCCCCCCGUCCAAAAAGCCAAAGCGUCAAUUUCUAGCCUGACUCCUUCGCUCGCCACUCCCCCCUUGGACCGCUGCAGUGCUGGGGACCCACCUUCAGAGCCUUCAGUGGACCGGCUGUGCUCUCUCCUCUUUACAGAUGUCACAUCUCUUAAGAGCUUUGAUUCCCUCACAGGCUGUGGUGACAUUAUUGCUGAUGCUGAAGAGGAAGGGCCAGUGGGAAAUGGAGGUAGUGGCACCAGCAGCAGUAGUAGUGGGGGUGGAGGGGGGAGCGUGGCAGCAAGCAUAGGAAGAGCCGUUGAUGUAUCUGGUGCCACAUGUCGUGUCACUCCAUCUAAACCUCCUUUCCCAUUGCAGAUGACUCAACCUAUGUUUUCUAUUUCCACAAGCUCAGCACCUCUUUCCCUCCCUGCUCGGAACAAGGCGCCUCCUCCACCCCAGCAGCACCCCGCUGGAAGUGGUGUGGUGGCCUACAUGGGUGGAGGGGAGGAAAUGGCAAGUCCAGAAGGAGUCGAUGAUGCAGACAUGCAGGGGCUUUGGCACAUGCUGCCCUCCGUGGGGGACGACUCACCCGCAUUGCCACGAGUGCAUCAACUUUCGUCCACAAACCCCACCUCCACUUGCUCAUCUCGCGCCAACCCUACCUUCCUUUCUUCUGGUCCUGGAUGUUCAGACAGAAAGGCACCCCAGGUGAAGACACUUGGGCUCAGUAAGAUUCCAGUAGUUGGUGCAGUUGGAAGCCGAUCAGCUAAACCUCCUCUGCCUUACACACAUGGCCGUCACCCCACAUCACCUGGAGAAAAAGAGCCACUUAGCGAUGAGGGCUACUGGGACACCCCCUCAGCAACACCUACAGCUACACCGGAUGAGAGUGGACUACAGCGCAACCAGAAAUUAACUCUAUCACGUGACAGUUGCUCUGGGGACCACUUGUAUGACCUGUACAAUGAUCCUGAAGAAGGAAAAGAUGAGGUGGCAGAUGAAGACCUAAUCAGUACUCCUUCUCCAUCAACUGAACACAAAGUAAGUCCAACAUCCCAAACAAGCCCUCCUUCCUCUUCCUCAUCUUCCUCCUUUCGAUCAAUGAAGGGCAGCACCAGCCUUCCUAGAGAAUCCAAGAUCCCAGUUAGCACCAGACAAACCUCACCCCCUCACUCUGUAAGCCAGUCAGCCCUGUCUUCUGUUCUCGGGGCGGAUUCAACACCAAGACCUCAAGCAAAUCCACCAACUCGCACUAGGAUCCCUGUAUCCAAGGUGCCCGUUCGUCGUUCUGGAAAUAAAACUGACACAACUGGAGGAAAUGCACGGAAGAAGUAGCUCAUUCCUACACUACCAUCAGUUUUCCCAGACCAAGAAAAACUUGGAUCUGUAGAGGUAAUGGCCUUUAACUAAAAGCACUCAUUCCUGGGAUUUUCUGUAUUGGCUUAAAAAGGCUGGACUAGGUGUUGGUGUUUCACUUGAAGUUAUUAAGAAAAUCCUGAAAGCUGGGUUAACAUUUUACUGACCUCAUUGCACUUUGGAGGUUAAGUAUUGACAAUCCAUGGACAAAAGGACAUUCAUCACCUUGCAAGUUCCUGGAAAAAAGAAAAAAAAAAAACCCAGACCUGCUGAAUUUGACAGCCACUGUAAGACAAUGAAGCAGAGCACCUUUUAUUUUGACAAUUUUUCUACAAAAUUUGCUCACAAGGACCUAAUCUAAUCAAGGUUUCAUUGUUUUUGUUUUGUUUUCUUUUCUAACAUUUAUUGACCAUUUUGUCUAAUCUGUAACAAAUUACCUCUUAAUCCUGUGAUUUUAGAGCCAAAGUUAGAGAAACUAUUUUGAUUUUCCUAUACUUAAGAGAAGACUCAACAUUUUCUUCAAAAUUAUUCAAUUAUUUUUUUUAUCAUGUUUUUAUUUGACAAUUGUUUUCAAUUAUUAAUUUAGCUAUAUGUGUUAAAAUAAACAAAUCCAGGUAUUCUUACUUGCUUAUUUUGGAGCUAAAUAUCUUUUGGGGGUAAUUCACUGUAAUAUUUGAUUAGUUUUGUUGUUGAUAAACAAAAUUUGGUUUCUUAUAUUGUAUCAAAGAAGUCAUCAGCCAUUACAGGAUAAACAGUAAUGCAGUUACGUUUCUAAACCUUCAAAGCUCUCGCAUUACUCCAUUAGGAUCAACACUUAAGUAUCAGAGUACAACAACACAAACUUAGCUUCUGUACAGCCAAACUCAUUCAGAAUCACAUUUGUUUUACAGCUCUGCAUGCAGUGCCAAAGAAGGCACAAAAGGUCAGGGAAAAACAACACAAACUAAAGUACCUUUGCACUCAAUUCAGUGUUUGUCACACUGAAUUGUUGUUACACAGAAUAUCUUUCCGCUCUGAGGACACAGACACGUCUUUUAAGCUAGCAUGUCACACUAAGUGGGGUUUUCUAUUUUUCAGGGGCUUCUAUAUUAAAAAUCAUAUAGCAAAAAACCUCUAUACUGUGAUUGCACUGAUUUCUUCUUAUACUACUUUCAUUUUUUUGUUGGUUUUGUUUCUUUCCCAGUUAUAUGAGACUAUUUUUUUCAUUCAAAGCCCACUUUGAAAGAAACUACAACACAAUAGAAAACCCCACAAUUUUAACAAUUAUGUUAAAUCUGAUUUUUUAUUGUUCUUUUUUGUUAGCAUGUCGGUCCUAAAGGGGUUUUCCAUUUUUCUAGGGGCGUCUAUUUGGAAAUAAAACAGCAACAAUUUUAAACUGUGAUUGCGCUGACUUCUUAGUUUGCCUAUUUUCAUUAUGUUUAUAUGGGAGUAUUUUCCUAAAAUUGCCUCUUUAAAAAAGCAGGAAAACAAUAAAAACAAUCAUGUUAAAUCUGUUCCUUUAACUUAUUUCUGAAUUUGCUGGUUUUUCAAACUGUGUUUUUGUACAUUCCAUGAUGCAAAGCAGCUUAUGAAUUUCUUCCAUCUCACUAUUAUCUGUCUUUCUUUUGUUCUUUGCAUUCUGAAAAUGAAAACAAACUCCAGAUCAGUGUGUGUAGUGCUGCGAAGCACCACUUGUGUUAAAAUUGAGUGGGUGUGCUGGAUUCCUUGGAGCCUUUGUCAGUGAUUCACUUAGAAACUUUUGCAAGGAUCUGAUUGUUUUCUGAUUUGGGAUUUUCAUUGUGAAGGUAUUGAAGAUGAUGCAUUUUUUUUUAUCUCAACCACAUGAAUGUUAUGAUACUUAAGGGUCACUCUUGUUCAUUUCUGCAUUUUAGCUUUCUGUGCCAUGCGAAAUGUUGGGAUCGAUUCUUUCAGCCCCCUUGUAUGCAGAUCAUGGAGUAGCAGUAGUUCCAUGUCUGCAAAAAGACUAUUACCCCCCCAUACAGGAAAGUCAAACUAACAUCAAAAGAAAAGCAUAAAAAGUGAUUACAUUGGCCUGUUCUGAGCACUUCACUAUUUUAGUCCACAAAAGCUUUAAACCUUCAAUUUUAUGAGUACUUCCAAUGUAAGUAUGGUGGGUUGGAAAAAUAUCUGCAUUUAAAUCUGACAUUUGAAUAGAAUUCACUAUUAAAAAAAUAAAAAUAAAACAAAAAGAUUGCUCGGGGUCAUUGUCAAGCACAAUUGUAGGUACCUUUUUGGUUGGUUGAGCAGAUUGUUAACCAAGUUAGCAGACUAGUACCCUAAUGUGGAACGUUUAUCUUGUGAAUGUAAAACCACACUCCCAACAAAUGAUGUGCUCUCACGUGACACAAGGGUGGAAACCUGAGCUGGAAAAAAACGUUUUCAUGCAUUAUUUGUUGGAGCAUUAUUCUCAGCAGAUGUUUUUUUUCUUUUCCACAGGUUUAUGUGUUUGACUGUACUUUUAUUUCUUGCUUUGAUGUAAAAACUUGAAGCUUCCCUCUGCUAUUCGUUUUUAUGUUUUUAUGACAUUGAUUUUUCUCUUUUUUACUGUCUGAUUAAAGUUGGGCCUUUAUGAGGACAUUUGGACCAAUUAAAAGCACUCAAUGUUUCCCUCA